GACACAACUCCAGAGCACGUCUUGGCGAACUGACAACUUCGCCGUUUUAGAAGGCGACUGAUAUUACUAAUUGUUCUGACGCAUACUGCGCAUUCACUGCGAACAUUUGUGCUCGGAAUGGCGGCCGCGCGGCACCGACAACAAUUUUGCGUUAACGAACCUCCGUUUACGAUCCUAAUUCUCGCGCUCAUUGCGGCUUGCUACUUCGCACCUGCAUCCUCGCGACUACAAAAUAUUUCGCCCUCCAACGGCGCAUCUCCAAAAAACCCUAUUGAUACCGUCGCAGACUACGGAUCACCCGCCGGCGGCAGGAAAGCCGGACCACUGUCUGACCUGGUUGCUCGGAAAGCGCGAGCCGUGCAAACGAGGCGGCGCGCGCUCGUGCUUCUCCGCGAGUUGCGGUCGCUCAACGACAGCAUCGCCGGCGCCAACGAGAAGAUUCGGGAAGCGUUGGCCGCGCGGGAAAAGCUCAAGGUGACGUCAGCGCGAAUGGAGGAACAGCGGAAAGUCAUCGACGAGCUUUCCGCCAUAAUCGAGAAAACCGCGACGCGGAUGUACGAGCAGCGCGACGCUGAGUCGGAGGAAGCUCGGCUGUCGCUGGUGACAGCGGGCGAGGCGAAGGUCGCCGCAGAACGACUGGUUGGGAGAGUCGCACGGAGGGUUAUGCGACUGCGCGAUAAAGCGGAGUCGUACAGCAUCGCGGUGACGUGUCGCGACGAGGUGGUGAAAGCCUUCGAGCAGCGGCUUCCGCAGGUGAUAGAAGCGGAAAAGAAAGCCGAAGAGGCGUUGCGAAAUUACUCCGCAGCGUGGAAAGAGGCAAUGAAGUCGUUUCCGGAACGCGACGUCCUCAGAAUCGUCGAAUCGUCUUCCUCAACGGGGCGAGAGAGCACGCCAUCGGCAUUCAAACUAGGUUCAGUCGCGGAUCGCCAGACCAGACAAGCCACGAAUCGUAAAGUGCCACUGAUGAGCAACAUAGACGAUCCUUAUCUGGCAGAAAUUGACGAAUCUCAUGGCGGAACCAUGGAGCUUGAAGGAGAGCCUGAAGCCGACUCAGGGUUUAGAGAGAAGCAGCAGAAGUUAAUGGACUCUCGGGUAGCGGUGGAAGAGGUAGCAGCAGCAGAUGCAGAGGAGGCCGUGGUUCGGGGAUUACUCGGCAGCCUCCGAGCCGACAUCGAGGCUUGGAAAUCUUCCAUAGCUGAGGUUCGGGCUUCAGAGGAUCUGCAGAAGCUCAAGAGAUUGCGGCAAGAGCAGGAGAAUGCGGAGGGAGACGCACAGUUUGCUGAUUUCCAGGUGAAGGAAUCAGAGAAGGACCUGCAGCAGGCGAGGGCUCUGGUGGCAGAAACAAUGGAGAUGGUAGAGGAACAAAAGAGGAUCUUGCAAGAAGCGGAGCAAGCGCUGGCUCAAGCCAUGGCCGUUGAAUCCGAAAGUCAUACAUUGAGAGCACGGAUGCAGCGAGAGGAGGCAGAACUGGUUAAGGUUCAAGCGGAGAGAGUGGCCUCAGCAAUGGGGAGGAAGAUGAAGCGCGCUGAGUUGCUGGUUGUGGAACGAACACAAGCGUUGCGUGAUGCACAGAUGGAAAGGGAAAAGGCAGCAAAGAAGGUUGCUGAACUCGAAGCCAGUGUGAAGGAGCUGGGAGAGCAAUAUGGUAGGGCUGAGUUGACUGCUAAGGAGGCUGUUAGCCUAAUUAAGCUGCUGAAGCCCAUAGUGGCCGCAAAGCAUUCUGAAGCACACACAGCCAGGCGAGCAUGGGGUAAGUUCUUAAGCCUAGAAAAUGUGUUAAGAUAUCGAUAGAAGCAGAAGAGCACACGAUGAUGCUCAAUCUUUUCAUG
Messenger RNA from Closterium sp. NIES-67, 1829 nucleotides. NCBI's taxonomy places the organism in Eukaryota, Viridiplantae, Streptophyta, Zygnematophyceae, Desmidiales, Closteriaceae. The record is from the annotation of a GenBank genome assembly.